AUGGCGAUCGAUGCAGCAACCAACACGUUCCGAAUUAUCAUUGUCGGAGGAGGUAUCGCAGGCUUAGCUACUGCGAUUGCGAUGAGAGGUCCUCAGAGAGAAAUAAUCGUACUAGAAAAGUCUCGCAUGAACAAAGAAGUCGGAGCCCUUCUAUCUCUCCAACCCAAUGCCCAGAAGAUCGUCGAGCAGUGGGGUCUCGGAGAAAUUCUUCAGAAGGCAAAGCCUACAGCAGAGAGACAAUUCCGCAUCCUAGACACCAAAGGCAAUAUUCACAUGAACAUCGACAUGGAUGCAAAGAAGUACGGAGCUGAUCGCAUGGUAUACCAUCGUCAAGAUCUACACUCUGCUUUGAGGGAAGCAGCGCUCAGUACAGAACUUUCUGGUCACCCUGCAACCAUCGUCACUGCAGCCAAGGUUGUCAGCUGUAACUGCGAAGCAGGCAAAGUCACGCUGCAAGACGACACAACUUACCAAGGCGACCUCAUAAUCGGCGCUGAUGGCAUUCACAGCGUCAUUCGCGAAGCCGUACUCAAAGCCGGCAACCACGAGCUCGUACAUCCGACACCUACAGGCGUUUCUGCAUACCGACUUCUGGUCGAGACAGCAGAUCUCUCUUCCAUUGAAGUCGAUCCCGCACUUUUCGACCCAAAAAGACAAGCUACAACGCUAAUGAUGGGCCACGACCGCCGCGUAAUCAUGGGACCUGCUCGUAACGGUGACCUUCUAGGUCUGGUCGGCAUGGUUCCUGACGAGCAUAUGCACGAAGCCUCGGACGCUAACAGUUGGACUACACCAGGCUCACUCUCCAAGCUGCUGGAAACAUAUCACGACUUCCCUCAGUGGAUUCGAGACAUCUUUGCUCAAGCACCGGAUAUUGCGCUUUGGCAGUUGAGAGAUAUCGAUGCAUUGCCAGCUUGGGUAGCAGGAAGGUGUAUCAUCAUCGGAGACGCUGCUCAUGCCAUGUUGCCUACACAAGGCCAAGGCGCAUCCCAAAGUGUCGAAGACGCCGAAGCUCUUUCAGCCUUCUUCUCGUCCGUCAUUGGUAGACCGACUCACUCAGAAACCAAUUCUGCCCUCCAACAAGUCUUUGAGAGCCGCCACCGAAGAGCAAGUUUGAUUCAGACAUAUAGCCGUCAGCAAGCGAAACCUGCCACGGAAAAGGGAAGUGUAAAAGUCACACUGAACCCCGCGGAGUUCUUGGACUAUAAUUGCAAGUAUGAGGGCGCUGUCAAAUGGCUGGAGCAGCAAAAGGCCAAAGAAGUGGAAAGCCAAUAA
This is a messenger RNA of Aureobasidium namibiae CBS 147.97, 1275 nucleotides long. RefSeq names its product FAD/NAD(P)-binding domain-containing protein. The transcript has 3 exons. Gene Ontology annotation, molecular function: FAD binding; monooxygenase activity. The record is from RefSeq and is a predicted model, not a curated record. NCBI's taxonomy places the organism in Eukaryota, Fungi, Ascomycota, Dothideomycetes, Dothideales, Saccotheciaceae. Bases 1 to 1275 code for a protein of 424 amino acids.